UGUAUGUUCUGUAUUCAUGGCAAUUGCCAUUUUCUGCAAAAGCAAGGAGGGUUCUGCCAUUGCAGAGAACUUUUAGACCUGUUCAAGUUGCAGUACAAACUAGCCAACUGAUAGAGCGUACCUUCGACUGUGGACUCGAAUUUUCCCCUCGGCUCUUCGGUUUCUGGAGAAAGAGAGGCUCCCUGCAUACGCGUUUAUAGCGGCGAAUAUUGUUGGUCUGCUCAUUGCUUCACUUUUCUGAUGUUGAAAUGGUUGACAUUUGUCAGAAAUGUGGAGACAGAGGUUUUGUUGAGGCUUUAAAUUAUUGUAAAAAAUGCCAGACUUAUCCUAUCCAUCGCUAUUGCUUAGAUGCAUUGCCAAAAACUUUUGAUGAGUAUGUUACUUGGUUUUGUGAAGAUUGUGAGGCAAUUAUAAUGCCAGCAGUAAAAUCUGAUGUCAAGUUAAAGAAAAAGUGUGUCGAACAAUCAAAGAAAAAUGAUACAACACCUGAGGCACAUUGCAGUGAAAAGAAAAAUGAUACAACACCUGGAGGGCUGGGAGAGCAAGUUCGAGAAGGUGGGGCCAAUCAUGGUGAAGUCACAACAUCAUCUGAUGCAUCCAACUUUUUAGGGCACAACUGUUAUGUUGCACGGCCUAUAGUAGAUCCCAUUUGGAGGGGAACGUUAAAAUUUUGGGUCAAAAAUUUUGCCAGAGUUGGUGUAUUUGUUGCCCAUAUGUCUAGCUUAGCAUGCUCAAAAGUGUAUGAGGAGGCAAAAUCGUUACCCGAGUCACUCCCUGUUGAAUUACUCUGUAGAUGUGAAAUAUGGCCUAGAGGAUUUGAGAAAUUAGGGCCAACUGAUCUAAGUAUUGCUCUUUAUUUCUUUCCAGAAGACGAAAGAAGCCAAAGGGCAUUUGAUCUUCUGGUCAAUGCAAUGAUGUGCAAGGACCUAGCCAUGAAAGCUGUGUUGAAAAAUGCUGAGCUAUUAGUUUUUACUUCGUCCAUGUUACCAAUGCGAUACUGGAGAUUUCAAACAAAGUACUAUUUGUGGGGCGUGUUCCGAGGAAAGCAAGCUGCACAACCAAGAAAUAAUGUGGCUUCUGAGAGAAGUUUUACUGAGUCAUUACCUUGUAUGCAAAGCCCUAUAAGUCCUUUAAUCAAUGCCAGUAUUCUUCAUUAUUCUAGAUUCAAACUAUGAGACCAACAAAAAUACAGUUGUGACCAAAAGGCGAUGAUGAAGAGGUCAGACAUGAGGAAUGGUGAGAGCUCAGGAGUUUUCUAAUGUUCGUGCUUGAAACAAUUUUGGAGGAUCAGUAGAUGAUGAAUCUGUAUUGUCUUGUGUUUCUUUACUGAUGUAGAUGUACAUAGUUCCUACCUGAUCUCAGCUCUUCUGAGGCCAUUUACGUAACUGUCCAAAGUUCUGGUUUUUGUGCUUCAAUGCCAUAUGCCAAGGAGAGGAGGCCACAUGAAGUUUGGGGGAAUGCCACCCUUUACUAGCCUUUUGUAGUUCUUUAACCUUUUGUUGGGGAUGGCUUUUGUCUUGUGGCUUUGGUUCACCUAUUUGUUGGUGAUAUGUGAUAGUAUAUUGGUCCUUUGGAGAUACUAUUAAUUCCGGCUUGGGAUGAUUAGAGCUCGAAAGAAAGGUCUAAGAAGGCAGGAAAAAAAAAAAAAAGACAUGACAUGCAAUGAAUUGUUAUAAAGGAAAAAAUCUUAAUACGUAUGUCUACACUAAUAUUAUUUUUUGUCGAACAAUCUAUUACUUAAUAUUUGUCUGUUUGAGCUAUGGGUU
Messenger RNA from Cucurbita maxima (winter squash), 1766 nucleotides. RefSeq lists its product as uncharacterized. Bases 249 to 1175 code for a protein of 308 amino acids. Lineage: Eukaryota; Viridiplantae; Streptophyta; Magnoliopsida; Cucurbitales; Cucurbitaceae. The transcript is spliced from 8 exons. The record is from RefSeq and is a predicted model, not a curated record.